Molecule: messenger RNA, 414 nt
Organism: Gossypium raimondii (Peruvian cotton)
Lineage: Eukaryota; Viridiplantae; Streptophyta; Magnoliopsida; Malvales; Malvaceae
Product: self-incompatibility protein S1
Exons: 1
Coding region: 1-414 (137 amino acids)
Source: RefSeq, a predicted model, not a curated record
AUGCAAGCUUCAGCUCUAGUAUUCAGUAAUGCUCUGGUGAUUCUUCUAAUUUUUAGUUCUUGCACUUCAGUUCAUUCAGAUGAUAACGUGCAUGUGAGCAUCAAGAACAGAUUAGGCAAUGGAAAGAACUUAACCUUACAUUGCCAAUCAAAAGAUACCGAUCUCGGAGAGCAAAAUGUUGCCGAUGGGAGCGAAUAUGGAUGGGAUUUCACCCCCAAUGUAUGGGGAACUACAUUGUAUUACUGUGGUAUGGGAUGGGAAGAGGUGCAGCAGUAUAAUUAUGAUGCAUAUUCCUUUCAAAGGGACUUUGUUCGUUGCGUUAGCCAAUGUUCUUGGCUGAUUUCGGCUGAAGGCAUUUACGGGUUGAACGGAAACACAGGGUUCUGGGAAUUUGCUUACAACUGGUCAAGUUGA